Molecule: messenger RNA, 1130 nt
Organism: Cryphonectria parasitica EP155
Lineage: Eukaryota; Fungi; Ascomycota; Sordariomycetes; Diaporthales; Cryphonectriaceae
Product: GTP-binding nuclear protein RAN/TC4
Exons: 6
Coding region: 133-783 (216 amino acids)
Biological process (GO): protein import into nucleus; ribosomal subunit export from nucleus
Cellular component (GO): cytoplasm; nucleus
Molecular function (GO): GTP binding; GTPase activity
Source: RefSeq, a predicted model, not a curated record
GCAGCCCUUUGAUACCCGCCUGUAAAAGCCCCCACUUCCAGGCAUUUCCAAUACAUACAUCACCUCGGAGACCUCCAGUCAUACCCUCUUCCCUUCUUCUCUCCAUCCAAAACAUCAACCACAACAACGAUCAUGGCCGAGAGUCAGACUCCUACCUUCAAGCUCGUCCUUGUUGGCGAUGGUGGUACCGGCAAGACCACCUUCGUGAAGCGCCAUUUGACUGGCGAGUUCGAGAAGAAGUACAUGGCCACCCUCGGUGUCGAGGUCCACCCUCUCGGCUUCACCACCAACUAUGGCCAGAUCCAGUUCGACGUCUGGGAUACCGCCGGUCAGGAGAAGUUCGGUGGCCUGCGUGAUGGGUACUACAUCAACGGGCAGUGUGGUAUCAUCAUGUUCGAUGUUACCUCCCGUAUUACCUACAAGAACGUCCCCAACUGGCACCGUGAUCUCGUUCGUGUCUGCGAGAACAUCCCUAUCGUCCUGUGCGGUAACAAGGUCGACGUCAAGGAGCGCAAGGUCAAGGCCAAGACUAUCACGUUUCACCGCAAGAAGAACUUGCAGUACUACGAUAUUUCUGCGAAGUCCAAUUACAACUUCGAGAAGCCCUUUCUCUGGCUCGCCCGCAAGCUCGUCGGCAACCCCAGCCUGGAAUUUGUCGCUGCCCCCGCUCUUGCUCCUCCUACCGCUCAGGUCGAUGAGGCCCUUCUGCGCCAGUACGAGAACGAGAUGACUGAGGCUGCCAACAUGCCUCUGCCUGACGAGGAUGACGACAACGACCUGUAGAGGGCGAAAUGCGAUGCUCGGGAUCGAUGGCCUACAGGAGGCAUUACGUGGUGGAUGGAUGGAUAGAUUUUCAUUUUUCUCUCCUUCGACGUCUACGGCAUCUUGCUUAGGACUAGCGACACAUAAAGGCUGGCGAGACAGGAAUAGUUCACGUUGAUGAAACUCACGAUGGAUUACUGGAAGAGCUAGGACGCAGACUGGUGACGCAUUAAUGGCCGGGCAGGAGAGCCCUUCCUCCAAAGCCUCGGUUCCGUUUAGUUUCACCACCCGCGCCAGAAAGGAACUCUGCGCCGAAUUUUCCUUGCACUCAGGCGCAACUUAGGUAGACUCACUGCCCAACAAAAGGG